Molecule: messenger RNA, 1448 nt
Organism: Aplosporella prunicola CBS 121167
Lineage: Eukaryota; Fungi; Ascomycota; Dothideomycetes; Botryosphaeriales; Aplosporellaceae
Exons: 5
Coding region: 1-1317 (438 amino acids)
Biological process (GO): unsaturated fatty acid biosynthetic process
Cellular component (GO): endoplasmic reticulum membrane
Molecular function (GO): heme binding; stearoyl-CoA 9-desaturase activity; iron ion binding
Source: RefSeq, a predicted model, not a curated record
AUGGCGCACGUCACCGAGACCAAGAUGACCAAGUACAAUUGGCCUAAGCAUGUCAAUUGGCUGAACGUCUUCCUCACCGUCCUCAUCCCGCUCUCGGGUUGUAUCGCCGCCUUCUACGUCCCUCUGUGCUGGAAGACUGCCGUCUGGGCCUUCAUCUACUACUUCUUCACUGGCCUGUCUAUCACCGCCGGCUACCACCGUCUCUGGUCUCACACGUCCUAUUCUGCCACUCUUCCUUUGCGCAUCUUCCUCGCGGCCUUCGGCGCCGGUGCUAUCGAGGGUUCCAUCCGGUGGUGGUCGCGCGACCACCGCGCGCACCACCGCUACACCGACACGGAGAAGGACCCGUACUCUGUCAAGAAGGGCCUGUGGUACUCGCACAUGGGCUGGAUCCUGAUGAAGCAGAACCCGAAGCGAAUCGGACGCACGGACAUCAGCGACCUCAACGACGACGUAAUCGUCGUGUUCCAGCACCGGCACUACGUCAAGUGCGCGCUGUUCAUGGGCGUGUUCUUCCCGGCCGUCGUGUCGGGCCUGGUGUGGAACGACUGGGCGGGCGGCAUUGUGUACGCGGGCAUCCUGCGCGUCUUCUUCGUCCAGCAGGCCACCUUCUGCAUCAACUCGAUGGCGCACUGGAUCGGCGAGCAGCCGUUCGACGACCGCAACUCGCCGCGCGACCACGUCCUCACGGCCUUUGCGACGCUGGGCGAAGGCUACCACAACUUUCACCACGAGUUCCCGAGCGACUACCGCAACGCGAUUGAAUGGUACCAGUACGACCCGACCAAAUGGUGCAUCUGGCUGUGGAAGCAGCUCGGGCUCGCCAGCGACCUGAAGCAAUUCCGCGCCAACGAAAUCGAAAAAGGCCGUCUGCAAAUGUCGCAAAAGAAGCUGGACCGUAAGCGCGCGACGCUCGACUGGGGGACGCCGCUGUCGCAGCUGCCCGUCAUGGACUGGGACGACUACGUCGAGCAGUGCCGCAACGGCCGCGCCCUCAUCGCCGUCGCGGGCGUCGUCCACGACGUCUCGGACUUUGUGCGCGACCACCCCGGCGGCAAAGCCAUGAUUAAAGCCGGCAUUGGCAAGGACGCUACCGCUAUGUUUAAUGGUGGCGUGUAUCUGCAUAGUAAUGCGGCGCAUAACUUGCUCUCGACUAUGCGGGUCGGUGUCGUUAGGGGCGGCAUGGAGGUCGAGGUUUGGAAGCGGGCUGGGGAGGGCGGGGUCGAGGUCGCGAAGGAUGGCUUUGGGAAGAGGAUUGUGCGCGCUGAUGAGCAGGUUACUAGGGUUAGGGAGCCGGCGGUUGUGGCGGUGGCGUAGAUUGUGGAGGGGAGGGUGGCGGGGCGCCGGGGUGUGUGUUGACGAUGGAGAGAUUGUAAAAUUAGGAUGGGAUUUGGGAUGGGUUGGAUUGGGAUGUGCUUUGAUAUGAUACCACGAAUAAAUCGGCUAGC